Molecule: messenger RNA, 2861 nt
Organism: Syzygium oleosum
Lineage: Eukaryota; Viridiplantae; Streptophyta; Magnoliopsida; Myrtales; Myrtaceae
Product: LRR receptor-like serine/threonine-protein kinase RGI3
Exons: 1
Coding region: 492-2861 (789 amino acids)
Biological process (GO): hormone-mediated signaling pathway
Cellular component (GO): plasma membrane
Molecular function (GO): protein binding
Source: RefSeq, a predicted model, not a curated record
UGGUCAAUGUUCAACUUCGGACUCCAACGUGAGAAUUGGCAACAUCUCGUGCCAAGAUUCCCCAAUGAACACACUCGCAUGACGAUACAAAAGGUUCCUACAGUGACAUAAGCACUUCACAGCGGAAGGCAGUGUCUGUAGUCAAAUGCAAGUGCUCUCUCUUUCUCCUAUCCCACCUCAGUAAAUAAAUGCAUGAAGAAGAAACUAAACACCAAUCUUGAAAUUCCACUUCUGUCUCUGCACAAACAUCAUGCCUAGCUGUUUCUUCGAUCCGGAGAUUCUGGGAACAUUUAAAUUGCUUCUUGCAUGUGCAUGUGGUUAUAAAUUCAUAAAGAGGAGAGACAAAGAAACGACAUUUAAGCCCACCAAGACAUGAUUUGAUUUCUCCAACCAUUGCCUCCCCCUAGGCUGAUCAAGCGCAAACAACCCUCCUUUCUGUUCCCCUCGCCUCGGAGUUCGUAGCGUUGCAGUUUUAAUUGCUGCUUGUUCUAAUGCCUGUAAAUCCAUGGACUCUCUUCACCUCCCUAUGCUUCUUCUCUUUUCUGCUUCUUGUCAUGCCUUUCCUUCGCUUGGCCUCUGCCGUCAACUCCCAAGGCCAAGCCCUUCUCUCAUGGAAGACUAGCCUAAACGGAUCGCUUGAGGCAUUGAGCGAUUGGAACUGGGCCGACGAAAUUCCAUGCCGGUGGUUCGGAGUCACUUGCAACUCCAAUGAUGAGGUCGUUGAGUUGAGCCUGAGAUAUGUCGAUUUGCUCGGGUACGUCCCCAACAAUCUGAGCUCGCUGCAUUCUUUGCAGAAGCUCGUCCUGUCGGGGACAAACCUCACUGGAUCGAUCCCGAAAGAGAUUGGCUCGCUCCCCGAGUUGACGUACUUGGACUUGAGUGGCAAUGCCCUGAUGGGGGAGAUCCCGAGCGAGCUCUGCGGCUUGCCCAAGCUCGAGCAACUCUACUUGAACUCGAACCGGUUCGAAGGCUCGAUACCUGCCCUGAUAGGGAACCUCACAAGCUUGAUGUCGCUGAUGCUAUACGACAAUCAACUCAGUGGCAAAAUACCGACCGGGAUAGGGAAGCUUAGCAACCUCGAAGUUGUGAGGGCCGGCGGGAACAAGAACCUCAGAGGGCCAUUGCCCCAAGAAAUCGGCAAUUGCACCAACCUGGUCAUGUUAGGCCUGGCUGUGACCAGCAUCUCCGGGUUCCUCCCCUCGAGCCUCGGCGAGCUCAAGAAGCUCGAGACCCUUGCCAUAUACGCCUCGCUCCUAUCGGGCCCAAUCCCACCUGAGCUUGCCCGGUGCACCAAUCUGCAAAACAUCUACUUGUACAAGACUUCGCUGUCGGGAUUGAUCCCGAGUCAGCUGGGGAACCUGCAGAACCUGCAGAGCCUGCUGCUGUGGCAGAACGAAUUGGUGGGCGUCAUCCCGCCCGAGAUUGGCAAUUGUGAGAGCCUGGUCUUGAUCGACAUAUCGAUGAAUUCGCUCACCGGAAGCAUCCCCGCGAGCGUUGGGAACCUGACCAACCUCGAGUUGCUGCAGCUCAGCGUCAACGAGAUCUCGGGCCAGAUCCCAAGGCAGCUCGGCAACUGUCGCGAGAUGACCCACAUCGAGCUCGACAACAAUCAAAUCACAGGCACGAUCCCUUCCGAGCUGGGCAAUCUAACGAACCUGACGCUGCUGUUCCUGUGGCAGAACAAGCUCCAGGGCAUGAUCCCACCGUCCAUUUCCAACUGUCAAAACCUGGAGGCCCUGGAUUUGUCCCAGAAUGGCCUGACCGGUCCCAUCCCCAAGGGAAUAUUCCAAUUGAAGAAGCUCAACAAGCUCUUGCUCUUGUCCAACAACAUCUCCGGCGAAAUCCCGCCAGAGAUCGGGCAAUGCGGGUUGCUAACCCGGUUCAGAGCGAGCAACAACCAGCUGACCGGGUCGGUCCCCUCUCAGAUAGGGAACUUGAGCAGCUUGAAUUUCUUCGACCUCGGGUUGAACCGGAUCACCGGUUCAAUCCCCGACGAGAUUUCCGGCUGCCGGAACCUGACGUUCUUGGAUUUGCACUCGAAUUCAAUUUCAGGGAAUUUGCCAAGCAGCUUGAAUCGGCUGGCUUCGUUGCAAUUCAUCGACUUCUCUGACAACUUGAUCGAAGGUCCACUCAGUCCGAAUCUCGGGUCGCUGACCUCGCUCUCCAAGCUUGUCCUUGCGAAGAACCAGGUCUCCGGUCCAAUCCCGACCCAACUUGUUUCGUGCGCGAAGCUCCAGUUGCUCGACCUCAGCAGCAACCAGCUCACAGGGAAUAUCCCGGCGAGCCUCGGCAGGAUCCCGGCGCUGGAGAUCGCAUUGAACCUGAGCUGCAACCAGCUCUCUGGCGAUGUCCCGGCGGAAUUCGCCGACCUCGACCGGCUUAACGUGUUGGACAUCUCCUACAACCAGCUCUCCGGGGACCUCCGGUUCAUCGCCGACAUGCAAAACCUCGUGACUCUCAACAUCUCCCAUAACAACUUCUCCGGGCGCAUGCCGGACACGCCCUUCUUCGCGAAGCUCCCCUUGAGCGUCCUCUCAGGGAACCCCUCUCUCUGCUUCUCGGGAAAUGACGGUUGUGACUCCGGCGGGCGCGGUGGCUCCAGGCACGUCUCCGGGGUGCACGUGGCGAUGGUGGUCCUGCUUUGCGCAGCGGGCGCUUUACUCCUCGCAGCGCUCUACAUCAUCCUAGGACCGAAGAGGAGGGGCCUAAUGGGCUUCCAUGGCGGGCCCAACGAGGAGACUAUUAUGUGUAGGGGUGAUCGGUUCCAGGGUGGGUCGAUUUCCGUCCUAGAACUUGGAACUGGACCAGGUAAGGUAUGUUCUCGGUUUGAGGAACUAGAAACCGGACCGAAGCGGAAUUAA